Penicillium waksmanii is the source of this 1122-nucleotide messenger RNA. RefSeq lists its product as uncharacterized. Lineage: Eukaryota; Fungi; Ascomycota; Eurotiomycetes; Eurotiales; Aspergillaceae. The record is from RefSeq and is a predicted model, not a curated record. The transcript is spliced from 4 exons. Bases 1 to 1122 code for a protein of 373 amino acids.
AUGACGCCGUACUCGCCAUCUAAAUGCGACCAACUGAACACCGACCCUGCCUGCACUCAGCCAUUAUGGAAGGACUUCACGGGCUUCAAUGAUGUACAGGACUUCUACGUGACAUGGUGUAUCUGGAACACGCAGGGCUUCUUCCUUGACAUGUAUAACGCCGUGGGCAACGCGGCUCAGCCAGUUUCUGAUGCCAUCGGAAGCAUUGUCAGUCACUCCCUUGCGUAUUCCGAAGGCAGCGUUCUCGUGAAGGCAUUUCUGAGAUCUGUUCCUCAAACAUCUACUGUGCUUCAUAAUACACUGUUCCCUGCGGGUGACGUUAGUGGAGAUGUCACUGCUUGGGCAGAUGUCGCGGACGAACUCAGCAAGUUCACAACCAAAUGGCAGAAAUCGAUCGGCACCGGUCUUCCUCUUGUUCAGAAUAACAUUUCUGCUUUCAUUCCCCUGCAUCAAAAUACUCCCUUGUCCGGCAUUCGCCCAGCCCUCGACGACCUAACUUCCACUAUCCAGCAGUCAGUUGGUGGUUAUGUAGCAUCUGCUUGCUUGAAUGAGCUGAACUGGGUUGUGACCCGCGCUGAAAAGAUUGAUGUCCGCAGCCUCCAGAACGCCGGCAAUUUACAAUGGGAUACUGGCUGCGAUUCCGAUUAUGACGGAAACGGUAUUUGUGACAGCUAUUUCUACGACGGAACAGAUACAUACAGUAUUACAGACCCCCAAAACAUGGCAACCGACCAGGAUAAAAUCUUGCAGAAACUUAUAGGGGGUGAGAGUCCUUUCACGACCGGAAAAAUUCUGUUUACUUCUGGGUUGCAAUGCACGCAGACGUGUGGCUCAAAUGGAGGUUGUGCUCCGUCCCUGGAUUCAAGUGACCCUUCUUCCACCAGCUGCAUCAGCACUGCUCGUAUCUGUACCUGGACUUGGGAUGACUACGGACCUUUCCAACCUGGCUGCGCCAACUUGCCAAGCAGUGAUGCCGUCCUACCUGCCUUUGGCGUGAAUCCAUGUGUGGGCAAGGAUGAUAUGAGCCGUUCUGUACCUUGGUCCUACCUUGGAGGCGGUAUCGUGGACGAGAACGCCCCUGGGUGGUGGGCAGACCAAGUUGUCUGUCACACGAAGUAUUGA